Messenger RNA from Rhinocladiella mackenziei CBS 650.93, 774 nucleotides. RefSeq names its product ribosomal RNA small subunit methyltransferase NEP1. Gene Ontology annotation, biological process: rRNA base methylation. NCBI's taxonomy places the organism in Eukaryota, Fungi, Ascomycota, Eurotiomycetes, Chaetothyriales, Herpotrichiellaceae. The transcript is spliced from 3 exons. Bases 1 to 774 code for a protein of 257 amino acids. Gene Ontology annotation, molecular function: rRNA (pseudouridine) methyltransferase activity; rRNA binding. Gene Ontology annotation, cellular component: small-subunit processome; nucleolus. The record is from RefSeq and is a predicted model, not a curated record.
AUGUUUAUUACACCUGGUGUCAAAAGGAAGCGUUCGAGAACGCAGUCUCUUCCUCCACCCGAACUUCCUCGUUUGAUUGCUGAACAACAUGUCCCCAUACCUGCGAGUGACAAGGAUACCAAAAGAUUGAUCGUGGUACUGUCGAACGCCAGCCUCGAAACCUACCGAGCAGCCCACAGUGGGAAACCAGGCGGGAAAGAAGAGAAGUAUUCGCUCUUGAACAGCGAUGAACACAUCGGUGUGAUGAGGAAGAUGGGCCGUGACAUAAGUGAUGCCAGACCCGACAUCACUCAUCAGUGCCUGCUUACUCUCCUGGACUCUCCCAUCAACAAGGCCGGCAAGCUGCAGAUUUACAUUCACACUGCCAAGGGCGUUUUGAUCGAAGUUAGCCCAACCGUGCGGAUCCCGAGAACGUUCAAACGAUUCGCCGGUCUCAUGGUUCAACUCCUCCACAGGUUGUCCAUUCGAUCGGUAAAUUCACAGGAGAAACUUCUCAAGGUCAUAAGAAAUCCCAUCACGGACCAUCUCCCACCAAACUGCCGAAAGGUGACCCUGAGUUUCGAUGCCGAUGUCGUCCGAGUCCGGGAUUACGUCGACACGUUAGGCCCUUCAGAGAGUAUAUGUGUCUUUGUCGGCGCCAUGGCCAAAGGAAAGGACGACUUUGCAGACGCCUUCAGGGACGAAUCUAUCAGUAUCAGCAACUACAGUCUCAGUGCAAGCGUCACCUGCAGCAAAUUCUGUCACGCUUGCGAAGAUGCCUGGAGCAUUGUCUAA